AUGUCUCUACCACUCUCAAUUCCCGAGCAAGCUUAUGCAGAACUUGCUAAGAUCUUCACAACAAGGCAUGAGCACAAUCAAACCCUUGAGAUCGAAAUCCUUCCUCCGGGCUUCGGUACCCUGCUUCACGAUGGAUGCUCCGUAGGCAUCACCAAGAAAGUCCUGGUGGGGGCUUUUGUGGCUGCCAGGCGGGUUUUCUUUGAGAAACAAAGCUCUACAAAAACAGAGGAGUUAUAUGAGGAUGAGGAUGUUUUGCGGGCUUCAGAAAUCAUCAUACUCUUCGCCGCGGAGCACGCCACGGCUUGUAACUGGCGAAAACGACGGCUGGUUAAGAUGCUCGAGGCACGGAAUGAUGACACCCUGGAGACACUGGAUACAGAACUCACAUUGACGGCUUCAUAUCUUUGCUCUCCGCUACAUCGACAUACCAAGUCUCCGACUUUAUGGCAGCAUCGGUUAUGGGUACUGCGCCGGACACUCGGUAUCCGGGAACUGGGAGAAACACCAAAAGCAACCCAAUCGCUACUACAAUCCGAAUUAUCCAUCGUCCUACGCUCCGGAGAACUGCAUCCCCGCAAUUACUACGCCUUUAGCUACAUGCGCCAAUUGCACACCCUUCUUUCGAAAACGGGACCCGAAGCGGAGGAUAUAACGAUAGCACUCCUCGAACGAACCAUGUCUUGGUGCCAGGCAAAUACACGGGAUAUAUCGGGGUGGAUGUUUGCGCUGUAUCUCCUCGAGGCUAUACCCGAUCGUUGGGACGUGCAGGCGCGUGUCGUGGAUACGGUGGUUCGGUUUGCGCUGGAUAUCGGGUGGACCGGUGAGAGUCUCUGGACGUUUGUUGAUUUGGCGAUAAGGAAGAUGGGAGUCGUAGAUGCGGUUCGGGGUCUAUUGGAGACUUCUGCGGGAGAACAUGACGGUACAGCUCUGCCUGGAAAGUCAUGGAAGACAUGGUUGGGCAUGGCAGAGACAUACUGGGCCGCUGCUACCUAG
Molecule: messenger RNA, 993 nt
Organism: Aspergillus glaucus CBS 516.65
Lineage: Eukaryota; Fungi; Ascomycota; Eurotiomycetes; Eurotiales; Aspergillaceae
Exons: 1
Coding region: 1-993 (330 amino acids)
Biological process (GO): protein prenylation
Cellular component (GO): cytoplasm
Molecular function (GO): protein prenyltransferase activity
Source: RefSeq, a predicted model, not a curated record